Messenger RNA from Moneuplotes crassus, 1097 nucleotides. Lineage: Eukaryota; Ciliophora; Spirotrichea; Euplotida; Euplotidae. The record is from the annotation of a GenBank genome assembly.
AAACUUUAUGAAAAAUAAGAGGGGUGAGGAACCCAAGAGAUCUAGCGCUCGCAUACAGAAUACCUUCCAGAAGACAUACUAUGGUAAUGAAACUGAUGCAUUCACCAAAGAUUAUGAGACAAGUUAUACCAAUCAGCAAGCUCUCCUUGAUAGCUUUACCAAGAACAAGCGGAAACGUGGCAGGAACAAGUCCAAGAAGGUCGAGACUAAUUCUAGUAGCGUUAGCAGCGAUUUUAAGAACAGAAAGAGAAAAAUCAAGUUCCUUGAUAAAGAUACUGAGAAUUUAGAGGAAUCUACGAGAAAUACUCAUCAGCUAAGCGCCAAUCCGAGGGAUGCUUCAUGAGAAAGCUCAUUUAACCAGAGUGGAAAUAUGCCUUCAAGACCUGCCAAGAGUCCCACAUCUGCUGCGAAGCCCAGAAAGAACUCAAAGAGGAAGAAAAAGGCUCUUAAAGGGAUAUUAAAAUAAUGAUAAUGUUCCAAAGCAAAUUUUGAUGGGAAAGGAGGUUGACAUCACAGAUGUCCCAAGAGGAGAGAUUCCAAGUGAUAGCAAUAUUGAAUUAACCCCUGAAAAUUGUAAUAUUGUGAGCCAAGGUUCAGUAGAUAUGGCCCCUGAUAAUGCCAAGAAGGAGAUUAAAUAAGAAAUCUGGGGUAAAACAAAUAAAGUUUUCAAAGGUUCAUGAAAAUAUUAUGCCUGAAAAAUCAGUGGACCUGAAUACUACCUCUGAUAACAGAAGAGGAGAUGUUCCAGACCAUGAAGACCCGAGUGAGAAAGAGAUUGUAAAGGACGUUUGCUCACAGGAUUCCAAGCUAUCCACAUCCUCAAAGCCGUCAUCUCAGACUUUAUGAUCAAAGAGCACUUUAGAGCAAGCAGAUUGCCAUCCGCUGACAGUGACCCAUAAGACUGAAGCCAACGGUGUUGAAAAGGAAGUGCAGAUCCCGUUGUCGAUCCAAUCUGCGAAGUUGAUAGAAGAGAGCAGUGAUGACAAAGGGGCUCUUAACUUCACCUUGGAGAUAGUAUGCACCCUCAAGCCUAGCACUUGCAAGGAUCUGUGGUCUUAAGGUUUCAGCUUUAUAUUUUUACCAAUAAUUCAAUGUUA